This is a messenger RNA of Aphanomyces invadans, 3920 nucleotides long. RefSeq lists its product as hypothetical. Gene Ontology annotation, biological process: actin filament organization; vesicle transport along actin filament. Gene Ontology annotation, cellular component: cytoplasm; actin cytoskeleton; myosin complex. Bases 55 to 3735 code for a protein of 1226 amino acids. Gene Ontology annotation, molecular function: actin filament binding; microfilament motor activity; ATP binding. NCBI's taxonomy places the organism in Eukaryota, Oomycota, Saprolegniomycetes, Saprolegniales, Verrucalvaceae. The record is from RefSeq and is a predicted model, not a curated record. The transcript has 7 exons.
AUUGUAACGGAAGAGCCGACGCCGACGCACUUGGAAUCUGGGACCGCCGCCGCAAUGACCGAGCAGCCAGCGAAGAUCCGUGUGGGCGACCUGUACUGGAAGCAGGUUGGAAGCAAUGGAUGGGUGCUGGGAAAAGUGACUGCAUAUGACGACGACACCACCACUGCGACCUUCGAGCUCGUGGACGAAGACUCGGGUGAUGUACAACGGCCCGUGCAAAAGGAGCUCGUCAACGUGACCGUGGCGCCGCUGUUUCCGUCCAACCCGUUAUUUAGCACGUGCGCCGACAUGACGUCGCUCCAUCACCUGCAUGAAGCCGCUCUGGUCAAGAACCUGCAGGAUCGGUCCGUGCUCUCCAACCAACGCCCAUACACGUUCAUGGCGAACGUUUUGAUUGCGAUCAACCCCCUUCGAUACCUGGAAGAGCCUGACAAGAACUCAUAUAUCGGUCAGUCGCUGGACAGAUGCCCACCGCACCCAUACCACGUUGCCGAGAGCGCUUACCGUCAGUUGGCCACUGUCCGCCCCGUCAUGCAGAACCAAUCGAUUAUCAUUAGCGGGGAGAGUGGGUCCGGGAAGACAGAAACGUCCAAGAUCAUCUUGGACUUUCUGACGGUGCGCGCCAUGUCUAGCAACCGCCAGCAUCGGCAGAGCGGAGAUGAUUGCAGCGACGAACCCGAGGUCACAACAAAGCAGCACAAGCGCGUGUCGCUUCGCCAAGCGCGCGUGCUUUCAUCGUUUUCGAGCCGGGACAUAUCGUGUAUGCUCACGUCCAACUCGGCGGUCACACUUGGCGAGCGUUUAAUGGAGACAAUCCCGAUCUUGGAGUCGUUCGGGAAUGCGAAGACACAUCGCAACCACAACUCGAGUCGGUUUGGCAAGUACAUGCGGCUUCAGUUUUCGUCGCGCCAUCAUGAGCUAACAGGAGCAUCCAUCGACACGUACCUCCUGGAGAAGUCGCGUCUGGUCCACCCGCCGACGGGCGAGCGCAAUUUUCAUAUUUUCUACGAGCUGCUUCGUUCCGGUCGUGUGGACUUGCUCGAUCAACUGCACUUGACGGCGUCGCUCGACCCCGAGCUCAUGAUCUCGUCAUUCUACUACUUGAAUCGAUCGGGGUGCACGGCCAGCGAAAUCCUUGACGACGGCACCAACUUCCACAAGUUGGUCGACGCCCUCCAGCUUGUUGGGAUUGAUGCGACAAUGCAGCUUGACUUGUUUCGCCUUGUCGCGGGGGUGCUCCAUCUUGGGAACGUCAGCUUUGACGAAGAAGAAACGGAGGAGGGUACGACCGCGUGCAUCGGCCCCAAUGGCCAAGAAGCGCUCGAGAUUGCAUCGUCGUUGUUGGGAAUGCAGAAGGACCUUCUGUCGUGCGCGAUGCUGAACAAGCGAAUCACGCGGUCGACACCCGGGUCGAGUCGCCGCAAUUCGAUUUACUACCUCAAGAAAGACAUCCGCCAGGCCACGUACUCGCGUGACACGAUCGCCAAAACCGUGUACGAGCACGUGUUUACAUGGCUCAUGCGCCGCUGCGCAAGUGCACUCGAAUACAACGAAGCGUUGCGUGACGUGCUGCCGUACAUUGGCGUGCUCGACAUCUUUGGAUUUGAAGAUUUUGAGCCGCGGAACCGCAACUCGUUCGAGCAGCUCUUGAUCAACUACGCCAACGAAACCCUCCAGAGCAUUUUCAACACGUGCAUCUUUCAAGCCGAGCAAGAAUUGUACAAAUCGGAGCACAUCCACGUCCCGAACAACGUGUCGCUCGCGUUUCCAUUCCCACUGCACAAAUGCGGGAUCGACCAGCCCAAGGCAACUGGUGGAGACACGUCGGUCAAGCUGCUCGCAGAACGCCUGAAUGACACGAGCGAACUCAUCUCGUACGUGGACAACCAAGAGUGCUUGAACCUCAUUGCGUCGCGGUCGGGUGGUGUGUUUUCGACCAUCGAUGCGAUUUCCCGACUGCCUGGGCCGUCCGACCGCAAACUCAACGAACGUUUACACACGCUAUUCAAGCGCCAUCCUUGCUUUCCCACGCCGCAUCCAAAGGAAGCGCACGAGAUGUUUUGCAUCGUGCACUACGCCGGCAUGGUCAAGUACCAUAUCGAGUCGUUUAUCGACAAGAACAACAACAUUAUUUCGGCGCAAUUCGAGGAACUCAUGGCGAUCUCCAAGUCGUCGGUGCUGCAAGCCCAACCGCUCCUCUCGUCGGCGUCGGCAAACUCGUCGCCGCCCACCAGCCAAAAGGGCGGAAGUGUGACGCACAUGUUCUCGGUGCAGAUGCGCGGGCUCGCGAGCGAACUGGAAGGCACGCGAUGUAACUUUAUCCGAUGCAUCAAACCCAACGCCGAGAUGGAGGUGGGUGUGUUUGACCGAGCCAGCGUCGUGGACCAACUCCGAUGCUCUGGCACUGUGCAAGCGUGCUCUGUCCUUCGCGUGGGCCUCCCGACACGGAUUUUGUACGCCGAAGUCGUCGACACGUACUUGCCGCUUGUCGGCCAGGAAACGUACGAGAAAUUCAAUUGCAACGAACGGCUCUUCACGCAAGCGAUCUGUGCGGCGCUGGCCUUUCCUUCCGACGCGUAUCGGUUGGGUGAUACGCGCCUCUUCUUCCGCACUGGAAAGAUCGACUUGCUCGACAAACUCCUAAACGUCAACAAGAUGGAGGCGCACGUCCCCAAGAUGCUCGUCAACUACCUCGUCAAGCGGCGAUGGCUGUCGGCCGUGACCAAGGUCAUGGUGUACAAGAUGUGGGAAAAGGUGUUUGUCGAGUGCCGCUACCGCCGUUCGUCCAUGACGAUUCAGUGUUGGUGGCGCCAGUACAAAGCUCGUCAAGAACGCAAGUCGCUUGCCGCGCAAGCCCGCGUUGCCGCGAUGCUGGCGAAGUGGGCCAAGAAACUCCAAGUGAUGAAGUCGUUUGCUGGUAAACCCGACGAAAAGAUCGAGUUGCUCAACAACUUGCUGGCGAAACCAGUCGUUCCGCGUGGCCAAAAGUGGCUCCUCACGUGGCUUGGGCCGUUGCAGCGUGCCAUGUACGUACAGAAGCUGUGUCGCAAGGCAUGCGUGGCUUUCCUCGUCAAACGUGGCUUUCUCUGGCUGUACCAACAAGUCCGAGUCAAGCGCGCCCAGCUGCUCCUGCAAACUCAAGCUCGCAUUGUGUUAGCCAAGCGCCGCCUUCUACAACUCGUCCGGAAGCGCCGGGCCAAGAACCUCUGGCGCAAGGCGAUCUUCGGCGCACGGGUUAUGUCUAUAUUCAACCGCGAGUUCAACCGCGUGCAUCUGCAUCGACUGGAACAAGGUCACGAGGAGCUGACGGCAGCCAACUUGGCGCUGCAUGCAAAGGUGGCGGACUUAUCGAUGAAGCUCGACGCGGUGGAACUGGAAAAGAAGCAAUUGCAACGUCUCGUGGCAUCCACGGCGACGGCACUGGCCGAGCGCAACGCGCGGCUGCAACUGCUGGAAGCAAAGAUCAAGACGCAACAAGCUCAAGUCGUCCAUCAGGACUCGCUGAUGUUGCGCCUGUUUAAGUUUUUUACAUGCAGCUCGUCGUCGUCGGCUGCUGCCAAGAACCAUCGCCACGCAGUCGAUGACUCGUCCGAGUCGUCCGUUGCCACGUCGAUGAGUGACGAGAGUUCCUUUGCCGACGACGUAUCUGUCAAGCCAGUCAACCUGGCGCCGCCUCGGCCGCGAAAACACCGUGCCAACAACCACGUGUGGAAAAUUAGCCGUUUUUGCUUUUAAGACGCUCCGAGAGAUGGCCGCGCACCGUCGGAAGUGCGCUGCCAUGCCCAACCAACGCAUUGUGUAGACCACGUCCUGUCAAGUCGAUCGCGUGGCGCUGUCGAGAGCACCUUCUUCGACGGAAGACUUGCACGCGUCGACAACGCCAGUGGUCGGUGUAAUUUAUAUACCUUUUUGAAUGUCGA